Messenger RNA from Brassica rapa (field mustard), 923 nucleotides. RefSeq names its product protein MNN4. NCBI's taxonomy places the organism in Eukaryota, Viridiplantae, Streptophyta, Magnoliopsida, Brassicales, Brassicaceae. The record is from RefSeq and is a predicted model, not a curated record.
CUUGUGUGGGAGAAUGCGCGAGCCGUAGUGGAGCUGUCGUCGCCGGGAGGAAUCAAGAUGCUUCGCGGCGGAGGCUGGUGGGUCGGAUUCGCGACCCGGUUGAAGCAGUUUAGGAUCCGACGUCUCUGCACUAAAGGAGAGAACGGCGGGAACAAACCGGAGAAGACUGAAUCGAGUGUUGUUGUUGUUUCUCGAUACGAUGAGACUUACAAGAAACUCGACAAGCUCGAUUUCGUGACGGCUGCGAAGAUCUUGUUCACUGAACAACCCAAGAAGAAUAAAUUUGGGCUUGAUUGGCAUGUGGUGCAGUUCAUUAUCGUCUGCUUGCCAUCUCUAGCUGUGUAUCUAGUUGCUCAAUAUGCUCGCCGUAAAAUGAAGAUCAUGGACGCUGAACUUGGGGAGAAGAAGAGAAAAGAAGAAGAAAAGAAAGAGAAAGAAGAAGCUGAAAAGAGGGCAUUAGAGGAAGCAGAAGCAACCAAGUCUCAGGAAGGGUUAAUGGAGAUGAAAAAGAGACUGGGAAAAAUCGAAGAGACGAUAAAAGGGAUUGUUCUGGAAGCAAAGAAACCUUCAGGGAAUGGUCCAACCAAAACACAAGACGAUCAAUCUACUAAACUCCCACCAAAAGAAGAGUCUAAACCGAGCAAGGAACACAAGGACAAUGUACAGAAACAAGGAGAGAAUCAAGCAAAUGCGGGUUCAGCCUAGACCUCAGUGAGAUGAUUAGAGAAAGGAAACUUAGGUGAUAGAUGAAGAAGGAUAUGUUUUGAUUUUGGAACCAAUGCAGUAGUUGUUGCUAUUGGCUUGUUUUGCUUUCAUUUCUUGACUCAGUUCAGGUUUAAUACAAGAUCACACAAGGAUUUAAAGAAAUAACGUUCCUGUAUGACAGAACAAAACCCCACAUUGACCUCAUUCUGAUUGAAAAA